GUCCAUUUGAUAAUAUGAUCCUCAACUCAAUGAAGGCUCAUUCUCUUUUCUACGUGCUGGAGCGAGUCCAUUUGGUUUUCGGAAAUUUCAGCAAGAUAUGGGUGAGAUCGAUACAAAACCAAUUGAAUCAGUCCAAGUUGCUCUAUCCUUGUUUGAGGAGAAAACUGAUCAGAGAAGAAGCCGGCCCACCAGCAGUGAUCCAGAGUUGGAGAAAGAACAAGAGCUUGAAGGUCUGCUAAAGGACUUAGCCAACUGCAAGGUGCAACUGGAGGCAAAGGACUCUGCCCACAUGCAAGCCCUUCUUAAGCUGGAUCACUAUCGGAAAGCAGCAGAUGAGCUUUCCACCUUGCUGAAGAGCUCCGAGGCUGAGAGAGAUAAAUACAUAAAUGAAUGCAUAGAAUCUAGAACCCGGAUAGAUGAACUUGAAACCAAGACGAAGGAGAUGGCUGAUCAAUUGUUGGAAACUGCAAAGGUUCGAGAGCAGCUUUCACAUGUUUUAAGCGAGUUGAAAACUGCACAAGAAGAGUUACUUCGUGUGGAAACAGAACUUGCUGAUGCUAGAGAAUCUGAAUUCAAGGCUAUGACACAAGCAGAGCUGAUGCAAACUGCUGUCAACAUGGAAAGAGGCAAGACAGCUGAGCUUCUAAAGCAUGUAUCAGAGCUCAAUGAAGCUAUUCUUCAUUCAAAGCUGGCUGCUAUUGAAGCAGAGAAAGAGAACUCUGCAGUUCUAUCUGAGAAAGAGGCAGAGUUACAGUUAGUGACAGCAACUUUGGCUCAAGCACAGGAACAACUAGAAGAGUUGAGGAAACAAACAGAGAUAGUGCAGUUUCUGGAAAAUGAGCUCCUGGCUAAAUCGGUAUUUAUUGAAACCCUGCAAUUUGAACUUAAAGAAGCCAAUGAACUUCACAGUUUAUCUGCAAAAGCUGCUUCUGAAGCUAUUAACAAUUUAAACCAGCUAAAAUCAGAUUUUGAAAGGCAGGAAAGAGAGAACUCAGAACAAGCAGUAUCCAUUAACUCACUGGAAAUGGAGCUUAAUCAGUUGAAAAUAAAGCUUAAGAAUGCAAAUGAGGAGGUAGGCCGUUUAAACUGUGAUGUUGAGAUGCUUACAGGGGAAUUAGAGAAGACAAAAAUUGAGGUGGAUGAGAUUAGAGGAAGGGAGAAUGAAGCUCAAGUUGAAAUAGCACUUCUGAAAUCUGAGCUUCACAAAGGGAGGUCAAGAAUUGCAGCAGCAGAGGCAGCUGAAGCAAGGGCUGAGAGUGUUAAGUCCGGGCUAUAUCUUGCAGUCCAGCAACUAGCAGUAGAAGCAGGAGAAGCCAAGAAGGAGAGCCAAAGGCUAAAACAAGGAGUGGAUGAAGCAAAAGAAAUAACUGGAGAGACUGUCUCUGUCAACCCCCAAUUUGAAGUCUCUUCUCAAGAUUUAGAACUUUCCCAAAAAGAUGAAUACAAUAAAGAAGCUAAAGCAAGAAAAGAUGACCACAUCACAAUUUCAGUGAUUGAAUAUGAAUCAUUGGUUAGCAAGGCUAAGAAGGCGGAUCAAAUUCCAGUAUUGCUAUCUGAAAAUUUAAGUCAAUCGGCCACAUUUGAAAAUAGGGAUGAGGCGGAAGUUCUGAAGGAGUUGGAAUUUGCAAUGGUGAGAAUUGCUGAGUUUAGGACUCGGGCAGAGCAGGCAGUGAGCAGGGCUGAGAUGGCUGAGAAAGCUAAGGCAGCAAUUGAGGAACAACUAAGGCAGUGGCGAGAGCAGAGGCAAAGGAAAAGAGCUGCUUUAGCAGCGCUCCAUGAAGAGUCUGUCCGAAAAGAGAACAAUAUUCUUAAAUUUGAGCAGACUCCUACAACAUAUCAGCCACUGGGUAAGGUUCUCAACAUGAAAUUCUAGUCUACCUGGAGAAUUUCAGAUAUUUUUUCCUAUUUAAGUAAUUGUGUAUGGCAUAAACUUCUUCAAGGACUUCCAACUUAUUUCUCUUUUAGCUGAUUUGGUCCAAGGCCUAUUUAAUAGGUAAUUAUA
Molecule: messenger RNA, 2002 nt
Organism: Vitis riparia (riverbank grape)
Lineage: Eukaryota; Viridiplantae; Streptophyta; Magnoliopsida; Vitales; Vitaceae
Product: protein WEAK CHLOROPLAST MOVEMENT UNDER BLUE LIGHT 1-like
Exons: 3
Coding region: 98-1873 (591 amino acids)
Source: RefSeq, a predicted model, not a curated record